Molecule: messenger RNA, 1695 nt
Organism: Camelina sativa (false flax)
Lineage: Eukaryota; Viridiplantae; Streptophyta; Magnoliopsida; Brassicales; Brassicaceae
Product: cytochrome P450 71B6
Molecular function (GO): oxidoreductase activity, acting on paired donors, with incorporation or reduction of molecular oxygen; heme binding; monooxygenase activity
Source: RefSeq, a predicted model, not a curated record
UCCUUCCAAAACAAAAUAAAAAAGACGAUAACAACAAAGAAAACAAAUGUCGUUUCUCUCCUUCCCUAUCUCCACUGAGCUGCUUCCAUGGCUUCUUCUACUGUUACUUCCUCCACUUCUUAUCAUCUUCCUUCUUCGUCGCUCCCCUAAAAAUCUUCCACCAUGUCCACCAAGAUUACCUAUCUUAGGAAACAUCCACCAGCUCGGAUCACUCCCUCACCGCACCCUAAGAGAUCUCUCUCUCAAAUACGGCCCCGUAAUCACCGUCUACCUCGGAAGCGUCCGUACGGUGGUUGUACACUCCCCGGAGACGGCGGAGGAAGUUUUAAAACUCCAUGACUCGGAGUGUUGCACUCGUCCCAAGCUAUCAAUCACCAAGAGCUUUUUCUACGAUGGGCUUGGUCUAGGGUUCACUCAGUGGGGUGAUUACUAUAGAGAAGUUCGUAAACUCUGUGUUCUUGAACUUUUCUCAGUCAAACGAGCCAACUCGUUCCGGAACCUUAGAGACGAAGAGCUGAGUCGACUCAUCAACUCGUUGUCUGACUCGGCGGCGUCUGGGACUUCCGUUGAUCUUAGCGGGAAGCUGAUCAAGUUCGUCGCGAGCUUUACGUGUCGGAUGGCUUUUGGAUUAAGUUUUCGCGGGAGUGAUAUGGACAACGAGAGGUUUAUGGAGGUGUUCACGGAGGCGAACAGAGUGAUCGGAAAAUUCGCGGCGGCGGAUAUUUUCCCCGGGUUUGGUUGGAUCUUGGAUCGGAUCAAUGGGCUUGAAUCUAGUCGGAGGAAGAGUUUUAAAGAUCUUGAUACGUUUUAUCAGAAAGCUAUUGUUGAUCAUCGGGAAAAGAAGAAGACUGAAGAACGUGAGGAUUUGAUUGACGUCUUGCUCAAGUUACAGAGUCAAGAAACCAAACUUGGUUCUAAUAGGAUCACUGAUACACAUAUCAGAGCUAUUCUUAUGGAUUUGUUCGUAGCAGGAGUAGACACAUCUGCAAUCACUAUGGAUUGGACAAUGGCAGAGCUUGCAAGACACCCUAGAGUGAUGAAGAAAGUACAAGCUGAGAUUCGUGAACAUGUAGGAGACAAAGGUAUAGUGACGUACGAUGAUCUCGAGAGUCUACCAUACAUGAAAAUGGUGCUCAAGGAGACCUGGAGGUUACACGCACCAAGUCCAAUCCUGAUUCCUAGAGAAGCAAUGACCAAAUUCAAGAUCAAAGGUUAUGACAUUUACCCUGGAACGCGUAUUCAUGUCAAUGCAUGGGCGAUUGGACGUAACCCUGAUGUAUGGAAGGAUCCUGAAGAGUUUAUCCCAGAGAGAUUCAUCGAUAGCAAUGUGGAUAGUAAAGGGACGAGUUAUGAGCUGUUGCCGUUUGGAAGCGGACGCAGAGGUUGUCCCGCGAUGUUCGUGGGAUUAAGUACGGUGGAGUACUCAUUGGCAAAUCUUUUGUACCAUUUUGAUUGGAAAGUGACAGAGGAAGUGAGUAUUGAAGAAGCACCUGGUCUGACUAGCCAUAGGAAGCACCCUCUUCACCUUGUUCCUAUUAGUGUCAUCAACCGCAAGCUUUAGAGUGUCUAGAACGCAAAACACAAUUAAUAAGGAUAAAUAAUGUUUCCCUUUUUGAAUCGUUGAUGCCUAUGGCUCUUCAGACACACAUAAUUUUAUUUGUUCAGCUUUUAAAUAAUAAUUCUCCAUUACAAAGA